ACUUCCGGUCUUUACCGUUAUCACAACUUUUAUCAACAAAAAAGUUGCCAAUUAAUGGAUUAGGCGUUUUAAUUUGUGAUUUAUUUUAAUUACUAAAAAAUGAGGCUUCUUAAAUCGGAUUAGAACCAGCCAGACGAAGGAUUACACGUAUGACCUUGUUAGAGAACAAAUUCAUGUGAAAUUUUAUCAGUGAAAAAUGGCGACCAAAAUGUCGUUUAACUAUUUUCAGAGUCAGAAAUAUGGGGGAGGAACGCUUCCCCAGAGUUCUGGUAAAGACAUGGAAGUAUCACAAGAUCUUCAUCUUAAAAUGUCUAAAAAGAUAGCACAGUUAACAAAGGUCAUUUACGCUCUUAACACAAAGAACGAUGAACAUGAAGCCAUUGUUCAAAGUCUUAAAGACACACACGAAGAAGAAUUACAACAAUUAUUGGCAGACACAAAGAAAAAAAUCGCAAUUUAUCAAAGUAAAGUUGUGUCGGAAGUGGAUGGUAAGAAACGUAUCGAGUCUCUGGAGGCAUGUAUUGUACAGCAUCAACAGCGACAGGAACGGGCGUUGGGAGAGUUCGAAAACUUCAAACGGAAAGCGGAAGAGGAAUUAUGUAACGUCAAGAAAAGUCACGCAGAAAAAAUGUUAGAAAUAUCACAAGAUGUUUUAAUAGCUAAAAGAGAGUUCGCUGAAAAUGUUGAAAAAUUUGUAGAAUUUCAAAAACGUUUCGAAUCGGAGAAACAGCGAGCUAUUGAUGAACUUAAAAAGAAUCAUGAAGUAGAAUUAGAUUCUGUUCGUAACUUCCAGGGUUCACAAAACGAGCAAAUGGUACACGAAGUGUCGCGGCUCAAGGAGAAGCAUAGCGAAGAAAUUGACUCGUUAAGUGAAAAAUAUGAACUUUUGCAAGUAGAGAAAAAUAAAUCUGAAGAAGAUUAUGAACAGAAGUUACAAAAAGCUCAAGCAUUUUAUGAAAAUGAGCUGGAAGUGAUAAAACGAGAACAAUCCGCAUCACAGGAUAGUCUCGUACAAACUUUAAAAGAUCAACAAGAAAAAUUACGUAAAGACUUCUCAUCUCAAGAGGCGGAACUUAAAAAACAAAUUGACAGUUUGAUUCACCAAUUAGCUGAUAGCGAAGAAUGUGUAGAGAAACAUGGGAAUAGAAUUAGCCAAUUAGAAAGCUUGUUACAAGAUACUGAUAGUAAUUCACAAAAUCUGGUACAAAAGUUAAAAGAUUUAGAAGAAGAAUUAGCAACAUCAUUAAACCAACUGCAAGAUAAACAAAUAGAGUUGUCUUCCUUGAAUGAAAAAUAUUCUCAACAAAGCACAGAAUUAAGCCAGAAAUCCGGUUUAGUACAAGACUUAGAGGCCAGUUCCUUAAAACAAGGGGAGUUAAUCGAACAACUGAAUAAAAACAUCACAGAAUUAACCAAUAAAAUAGAGAAUUUAGAAUCGGAGAAGAAGAAUUAUUUUAGUCAACAAGAAAACUUGUCACAUCAACAAAUACAUCAACUUAAAUCAUUACAACAGUCUCUUGAUGAUUUGAAUAUCGAGAAGCAGACGAUGCAACAACGAUACGAACGGGAAAUACAGGGAUUGAAGGAACGUCAUAGUAACCGUGAAAGCGAACAGGAAGAGAGACAAGAAGCCAUGUUGAAAGAAUUACGAACAUCACUAGAAGAUAAACUCAGUAGAGAAAGAAAAGAAUUUGCCGAGAAACUUUCAGAAAUAAAACAGGAGGGAGAAAAUCGCCUAAAUGAAGAAACAAAGAGAUUGACUGGAGAAAAAGAAACUAUUUUAAAUGAGUUUGAACGAGUCAAAUCAGAAUUGUUUAUAAAAUUAAAAACAGCCGAAGAUGAGGUGAAGAGAUUAGAGAAUUCUGUAGAGAAUAGCCAGCAUGGUUUGGGUACAGCGUCCACACAUAUCACUAAUCUAAAAGAUGCUGCCUCUAAAUUAAAGUCUGAGUUGGAUAAUACACGGACCGAUUUAAAAACGGCCAAAAUAAACAGUGCCGCCUUACAGGCAGAGUUAGAUAAAGUACGAUUACAACAUGGCAGCCAGUUAUCUGAGUUAGAAUUAUCAUCGCAAGUUAAACUUGAAGCGCUGAAGACAGAACUUGAUAAUAACUGGGCAGAAACUCUCAAAAAUGAAACGAUGAAACUAAGGAAUCAGAUGGCUGAUCAAUUCGAGGGCGAGAAAAAUUCUGCAAUUCUACGGCUUACUGCUAGUCACGAGAAAGAGAUAACGAAAAUAAUAUCUGAAUGGGAGAUCCAAGUCAACUCACUGACACUACAGGUCACAGAUCUACAGAGAAGUGCCAAUAAAACGAGUUUAAAAUCCACGGAAGAAUUACAACAACUCCAGAAUGAAAUGGGAACUCUGGAAAAUCGUUUACGACAGGAAAUGAUGGACGCCAGUGAGGAGUACUCGAGGAAAAUAUCAGUGAUGGAAUCCGCACAAGAAGAUCAGUUGAAAUCUGUUAUACAACGAAAAGAUGAAGAGGCAGCUGAGCUUGAGAAAAAGUUACGAGAGAAAUAUGUUGAUGAUUUACAGAUUCAGUUAACGGCACAUCGCGCUGCUGUACAAAACAUACAGGAACAGGCAGAUAAACUUCGGCAUGACAGGGAGAUAACUCUCAUUAAACAACAUCAACAAGAUAUAGAUAAAUUACGUUUGGAAUUAUCUGAGAAGUUGGAGAACGAUCUGGAGGAGAGGAAGAGGAAACAUGAAAGUGAGAUGCAGGCAGCUAGAAUAGAACUAGAAAGAGCUGUAGAAUUAUCAAAACAAAAGGAUCGCAAUAACAAUCUACGUAUUGAAGAGUUACAAAAGGAGGUAGAAAAGAGAGAAAGAACAAUACGUAAUCUGGAAGAUGAAGUGAGAUCUUUGAAGAGAUCCAUCGAACAAUUAAAGAAAGACAUGAAACAACGGGAUCAAGACAUCAAACAAGUCAAACAUGAAGCAAAAAAUCAAAUCAAACAUUUGGAAGAAGAGUUCCGUCACGAAUAUCAACGUAAUGUUGAUAACUUGCAGUCGGAUCAUGUCCGUGAAGUAGAGGAGAUGGUAGCCCAAUUUAACCAGGCUCAAAGUUUAUUAAAAGAUAAAAUAUCUUCUAUACAGUUUGAAUUACAGGAAGCAGAAGAAAGAUACAGAAAUCGUGAAUCACGACCAGAAGACCUGGAACUUAUCAUGCAGUUACGAGACUCUAUAUCCGAGCGAGAAUUACGCGUCAAGGAAUUAAUUGAUGAGAAGAGAUUUUAUCAGUUAGAACUGGUGAAUAGAGAAACCAACUUUAAUAAAAUAUUCAACACAACUCAAAAUAUUGGAGUUUUAAAUCCACUAACGGCGAAGCCCAGAGGAAAGAAAGGUGAUAAAGCCCCGUUGAAACAUUCUAGUGCUCCUACCUUAUCACAACGUCUCGAUCCGUUGCCUAAUUCACCAUUACACGAUGCAAAACUCAAUCCUACAAAACCACUACCAUUGCCUUCAUUUAAUAAAAAAUUUGUCAAAUAGAAUUUUUACAUCAAACUGGUUUAAAUUAAACAGAAGCCAACAACCGCCUUAAUCAAUGUAAUUUUAUACAAUGUGAAUACAAAUCUGAUUAACAUACAGAUCUAUAUUUCGUCUCGUUUUUUUAUAGUUUCGAUGGCUUCCACUACAUUAAGAUCUGACCGUUUGUAGUGGGAGGUUGCGUCAGGGGUCGUACAAGCGUCUUUUGAACCUGCUUUAAUCUGUUUUCUAUUGCCGCGAAUGUCUACCCCAAGUUCCUUGUGCUAGAUGAGAAGAACUUGACUCAACACACAAUUUGAUUGGUUGCGUCAGGGGUCGUACAAGCGUCUUUUGAACCUAUGACAUUAGUUAUUCGAUUAAACAAUCAGCGUCUGUGUUUUAAGUAGGUAUUCAGAGAUGUAACUUUUGCUUUAAUCUGUUUUCUAUUGCCGCGAAUGUCUACCCCGAGUUCCUCGUGCUAGAUGAGAAGAACUUUGCUCAACACACAAUUUGAUUGGCUAAUCCCUCACAGCAACCAGAACUCGGGUUAUUUAACCCUAGUAGUGAAGACAAGUAAAACAGGGCCCUGUUUCUCGAAAUCUUAACUAAAGAUAAAAUCCAAAUUUUAGUAGAUACUUCAAUUUUGAUUGGCUAAGCACUAAAAUCAAUCUAAUAUUAUCCAAUCAAAUUGCUAAAAUUUGGAUUUUAUCUUAGUUAAAAUUUCGUGAAACAGACCCCUGGUUAUAUAACAAAUCUUCCAGAUCCUAGCUGGUAAAGACAAGUAAAAUGAAAUUAUGAAUUAUAAAAAAAACGAAUCAAAAUAGGAUCUGUAUUUUAAAUUUAAUCGGAUUAAAUAAAAAUUAUUCCAGUUCUCUUGAUACUGCGGCUUCACUUAAAAAGGGCUGUACAACCCUUUUUUUUAUUUUUUAAGGUUAAACCAUUAAUCAAUGAAACAUUUCCUUGGGUAAAGGGAUGUGACUAGUUAAAUCAGAAUAAUUUUUGGGACCGAUUGUCUGAAAACUACAAUAAUGUUUUGAACGAUUGUCUGAUUGUCUGAAAACUAGAAUAAUGUUUUGUUAUGGCCUAGAGAUUUUGCUAGUUUUGACUUUGAUCUGGUCAAAAAGAGAUCAGAUUUGAGAAAAUAGGUCAAAUCGGUCUCUUGUGUUAGUCUGAUUGCUUAUUUAUUGAAAUGCAUUAUAGAAAGAGCUGGAAAUAAAAUAGGUUCAUUGUCUUAUUUUACCUGAACAUGAAAGCCUUGUUUAUUAUUUAAAGGAAUGAAUGUGUUAUAGACUUUUAUGUAAAUGGUGGUUUUUGAAUUUUAGUAUCAAAGAUAGUAAAAAAAGGCAUAUUUAAAUGGUAUGAGCUAUACAUUUUACUGCUGUUUUAAUAGACAAAACGAUAUGUUGGAAUUUCUUGUUAUUUUGUGAUUUAUUUAUUUGUAUAUUUAUUGCAGAGUCAUUAUUUAAAGUUUCCGUCCCCUAAAAUAGCAUUACUAUAUAAUAUGUAAAUAUAAAGCAACUCCUUUUACAAUCAAAGAAAGAGAUAGAUAUAAUAAUUAAAGGAUAUGGAGGAAUUUCUUGUUAUUUUGUGAAUUUAUUUAUUUAUCUAUUUGUUAUGAGACACACACACACAGAGAGAGAGAGUUUAUUGUCCACUGACACAAACUAAGUCAAUUCGUGACUAAUUAUCUGUUAUGAUUAAGGGAUCAUGUAGGGUUAUUAUUUAAAGUUUCCUUCCCCUUAAAAGAGUUAAUUAUUUAAAUUUUUGCCUCCUGCUUCCUUGGGACAAAAAUGAAUUUA
Patella vulgata (common limpet) is the source of this 5268-nucleotide messenger RNA. RefSeq names its product protein FAM184A. The record is from RefSeq and is a predicted model, not a curated record. The transcript is spliced from 17 exons. Bases 197 to 3493 code for a protein of 1098 amino acids. NCBI's taxonomy places the organism in Eukaryota, Metazoa, Mollusca, Gastropoda, Patellidae.